Messenger RNA from Rhineura floridana, 543 nucleotides. Its product is annotated as splicing factor YJU2-like. The transcript has 2 exons. Bases 1 to 543 code for a protein of 180 amino acids. Gene Ontology annotation, biological process: mRNA splicing, via spliceosome. The record is from RefSeq and is a predicted model, not a curated record. NCBI's taxonomy places the organism in Eukaryota, Metazoa, Chordata, Lepidosauria, Squamata, Rhineuridae.
AUGAAGAACCUGGAGGAGCUGAAGGAGCUGAACCAGCACCAGGCCCACGUGGACUUGGAGUCCAUGCUGCAGCAGCACCAAGCGAACGAGGAGCAGCAGAGGCCGCGGGCGCUGGAGGAGGACGAGCGGGAGACCAAAGCUAUGCUAGAACAAGGCCAGAGCAGGAAGUUGCUGCAAGACUCCGAUUCAGAUGAGGACUCUCCUCCUGGUCCUGCUAAAUGGUUUGCAAAAGCAAAGCCUGCAGACAUCCCGCGAGAGGACUCAGAGCCGCAAGCAAAGAAGAUGAAGGUGGAAAGCCGGGAGAGAAGCGUCGGGAAACUCUCUGACAAGGCCAAACUCUCCGGGCUGGUGACAGCCAAGAGGAAGCCGGAUUUGAGCGUGGCAAAUGGGGCGGACAGUUGGAACAUGCCGCCGGGCCCAGGUGCCGGGAGUGCAGACAAGACCUCUGUGGAUACCUCUCUGGCUUCCCGCUCAAAGGCGGGCGCCUCUUCCCUCAGCCUCCUGGGAGCAUAUUCUGACAGCGAGGACAGUAAAAGUGACUGA